This is a messenger RNA of Oldenlandia corymbosa var. corymbosa, 2712 nucleotides long. The record is from the annotation of a GenBank genome assembly. NCBI's taxonomy places the organism in Eukaryota, Viridiplantae, Streptophyta, Magnoliopsida, Gentianales, Rubiaceae.
ACUUUAAUGACUAUAUAAAUUUUAUAUAUAUAUAUAUAUGUGAGAAGUAAGAACAACUUACUCAUGGUGUCGACCAAAUUUAAUUUGGUUCACAAACACACGAAAUUUUAACCUACGAGAUCAUGGAUAGUUUCAGUCCUCAUCAGAAGAAACCCUUGUUAUUACUAUUAUGGUUGUUGUUCGGCAGCUGUUUCGUUUUUACAAACGUUGGUGGAUCGAAAUCAGUGGUGAAGACACUGCCAGGAUUCCCACCUGGGACUACUCUUCCGUUCACACUCGAGACUGGGUAUAUUACGGUGGGGGAGGAGGAGGAUGUGGAACUCUUCUAUUACUUCAUCGAGUCGGAAAGGGAUCCGGAGACUGACCCGCUCCUGUUAUGGCUCACCGGUGGCCCUGGUUGCUCUGGUUUCUCCGGUCUCGUUUACGAAAUGGGCCCAUUAAGGUUUGAUUUCGAAGCUUUCGACAAAGAUGGGUCGGCCCAAUUGAUUCUCAAUCCAUAUUCAUGGACCAAGAGAGCCAAUAUAAUUUUUUUGGAUUCACCGGUUGGGACUGGGUUUUCGUACAACACCACAGAGGAGGGUUAUAAUACCUCAGACACAAAAGCCUCAGAAGAUGUAUAUACAUUUCUUAGAAAGUGGUUUUUGGAGAAUCCUAAAUUUAUGAAGAAUCGCCUCUACAUUGCCGGUGACUCAUAUGCCGGAAAGGUUAUUCCACUGGCCGUGUUGACGAUUGCACAAGGCAUUGAAGCAGGCGUCAAACCAAAAAUGCAUCUCCAGGGUUACAUUCUUGGAAAUCCAGUGACAGAUGACCGCAUUGAUGGAAAUGCACAAAUUCCAUAUUCUCACCGCUUGGCAAUUUUAUCUGAUAAAUAUUACAAGAUGGCAAAAGUCUACUGUAAGGGAGAAUAUACAAAUCCAGAUCCCGGCAAUGCGCUGUGCCAAUAUGCUCUCCAACUUUUUCAGAUGUGCAUCAAGGAUAUAUUCAGAGAUCAUGUCCUGGAACCAGUGUGCAAGCCUACUUUGGGAGAUGAUUAUUCUUUUAUUAGGUUAAUCUCUCCUCGAUCACCUCGCCGCUGUCGCGAUGACAAUUAUAUUGUAUCACAUAUAUGGGCCAACGACAUAGCCGUUCAAGAAGCUCUUCACGUCCGAAAUGGAACAAUCAAAGAGUGGAGAAGAUGCAAUCGAGAAUUGUUACAUUACGACUUCAAUAUGGAGAGCGUUGUUCCCUACCACAAGCUUCUAACUGACAAAGGAAUCCAAGCAUUAGUAUACAGCGGUGAUCAUGACAUGGUGGUUCCAUAUAUUGGUACGCUGGAAUGGAUACGACUUCUCAACCUCACAGUUGAUGACGAUUGGCGACCUUGGCUGGUUGAUGAUCAAGUUGAAGGGUUUGAGUUUCUUUUUCUUCUUUUUUUUUUAACUUUUAAUAAGUAAAAAAACAAUAUAAUCAGCUCCCAAUUUCAUACUGAAAUUAAUAUACUUUCUCAUUUUAGUUUAAUAAUUUAUUAUGAAUAAAUUAAACGAGGCUGAAAGAGUAACGACAAUGAACGAAUCAAAAUAACUAACAAGUGCAAAUGUUUGAGCUUGCCAUUGCCAAAAGUGGUGAAUCUGAAAAUUCACGACUCCUGCUGCAGGUACACGGAAAGAUACAUUCACAAAGAAACUCAAUUUCAUUUGACCUUUGCUACAGUUAAGGUGAGAUUUUAAUAAUAGUGCUUUGAAGACGACAUUGAUAAUUCGUCUUUAUUUACAUGUAUAUAUAUUUAUGAUCUUGCUAGGGUGCUGGCCAUACUGCUCCGGAGUACAAUCCUAAACAGUGUUUAGCAAUGCUUGAACGCUUUCUUGAUUCAGAUUCUUUGUAGAAGAUAUUGAUAAAUUUCGAUGGUCACACACCAUGAUGUAGACUUUCAUCGAAUAAAUAAUUUCAGGUGAUUCUUUUAGAAUUAUUGUAGUAGAAAUCCUUCACCAAUGCUGGAGAGGGUUUAUCGAUCGAUGGUCACCAAAUACUGUAGUUGGUUGGAGAUGAUCAUUUUUAUAGCGGAUGAGAUUCAACCUUCUUACUUUUAGAUCUUUAAUCAUUUGGACUGAUGGUUUAUGACAUAAUUGAGUUUUACAGUCAGUUUCACAACUUUCUAAUAGCACAAACACAAAUAAUGUCGUCCUAGUAAUUUAGGCUUCUUUUGGAUAAGAGUUAUAAAAAGUUGUUCAAAAAAGUCUGUUUGUAGCAAAAGUUGAAAAAGUAUAUUUUGAAAAAUAAUGCAUUUAGACAAAAAUUGUUCAAAACCCUUUUAAUAGUUAAAAAUAUGAAAAAACUAUUUGGAUUAGGUCUUUUUUUCAAAAGGACUUUCUGUUAAAACAUAAUUUGUGAACUUUUUUCUUUUUUAAAAAAAAAAAAUCAUUCUUACACAAAUUGUCGUUUUCAUUUUUUUCACUUUUCUUUCCUAAAUUUUUGUUUUAUUAUUCGCAAUUGUCUUGUUCUAAAUUUUUUUUUUAACACACUUUAUCUUUAGUUUAUUGAGGGUGAAUGAGAUCAGGAGAGACUUAACAAAAUGCCUCAUGAAUGGAGAAGAAAAUGUUGGCCAUAUCAUAAGGGUGAAACUUGAAAAUGGUUGAAACAAUCAAAUGUAAUUUAGUAAAUCAUUUAUUUAUCGUGUAUCAUGUGUAUAUUAUAUAUAUAUAUAUAUAUUUCUCUAUUUGUUGUGUAACAUUAUAU